CAGCGUUAACUACCACCGCCGGGGACAAGACGAUAGAGGUUACUGGCCUGAGGCGGAAAGCAUGUGGACGGGAUGCAAUGACAUAGCUUAUGUCAGCUUCGGCAUAAUUUCCUCUUAAAAUCUACCGAGCGACCAUCGCCCAAAGCGUCGAAACCAAAACAAACAAAGACCACCGCCUGGUCAGAGCAUGCGAGCAUGGCUCCACUAUGGCUUGCAGUACUUGAGUAUUCUACUCUAUAUCCUGUUGAUGAUAUUAUUAUCCCACGGUAGCAGCAGCUCAUUCUUGCGAAACUUAAGCCUCCUACGGAUGAGUUCUCCGUGGUGGAGAUUCGAUGGCUGGCGGACUGGCUGGCGGACUGGCUGGCGGACUGGCUGGCAGACUGGAAUGUUUGGGUCCUUGAUAGAAUCAUUCCCCAUGGCUUCUCGGAGAUCUGCUGGGUCGCUUGUCCGCCGCAAAAAUGUGGAUGGAGAUGGGGAUCCGAUGUGGGUAUCGAUCCGUAGAUUGGAAUACUCGAGUACUUACUUUAUAUGAAUGAGUCUAUGAGAACUGCCAUCCUGUGGGCCGCGUAUGCACU
This is a messenger RNA of Aspergillus brunneoviolaceus CBS 621.78, 575 nucleotides long. RefSeq lists its product as uncharacterized. The transcript has a single exon. The record is from RefSeq and is a predicted model, not a curated record. The coding region runs from base 188 to 532 and encodes 114 amino acids. Lineage: Eukaryota; Fungi; Ascomycota; Eurotiomycetes; Eurotiales; Aspergillaceae.